Molecule: messenger RNA, 2526 nt
Organism: Amyelois transitella
Lineage: Eukaryota; Metazoa; Arthropoda; Insecta; Lepidoptera; Pyralidae
Exons: 5
Coding region: 1-618 (205 amino acids)
Source: RefSeq, a predicted model, not a curated record
AUGUCUACUACUAUAUCCACGAGGGCGAAGUCGCCUACACGGGCGGAGGCCAUCGCCAAGGCGUUAAAACCUGGACCAGUUUUUAACACUGGGGUUCUGCUAGGAAACUGGGUCGAAGAUAGAAUAGAAUGUCCAAAGACUGGUACGUUAUAUUUCCCGCCAAAAGAGAAAAUAGACUACAAAAAAAUGACACCAGAAUCGCGACAACCCGACUUCAGACUGAAUAAACUAAACAGUUUACAGGGAAACGUGUCUGCAGUAAUACGGCACGACAGCCACGAUGCGUGCGGUAACUUCGCGACCAUCAACGACCUAGUAUACAAUCACUUACCAAAACCGCUGUGUGGCCCAGCACAGCGGUAUUACAAGAAAAGCAAGCACCAGUUUUAUCCCCAACCGGACCUUAUGCAGUGUUAUGGAAAUGUGACAGAAUGGGGCCUUAUGAAGUUCAAAAAGCACGAAUGGGCAUGCACAGAUGUCUCAGAUUACAUCUCCACACUUUACGAAGACACGUACGUGCCGCCCCGGCCUAGCCAGUACCUGCAGAGGUGCGAGAGGAAGGCGCGGGAUUCGAGCUUCACAAAAAGUUUCAGAUUUAAAAUGACAAAAUCAAAAUAAUGAUAACAUCAAGAAUCAUUUUUAUUUCACUCUUUGCAAAAUUUUACUAGUCUUUACAAUAUCACAUUUUGUUCGAGAAGGGACAGUGACGUCCGUAUAAAAAUUGUAACAAUACAAUAAUUCUUAAUGCUUUCAUAUAGCCGUCACCUGGCGUCAACACGAGAUCAGCAAGUACUCUUACGCUAAGUUUAGUCUCAAACAUUACGACUAACAACCACUUAUAAAUACUAAAGAGGUAUAACUUAACAAAAUAUCUUAAUUAUAAUGGCAGUUCAUCAAAGUUCCAACAGAGGAAAAGAAGCAAAAAAAAAAAGAACGAAAGAAAUUUCAUGAAUACGAAAGUGCGGAAAAUGUCUGACUAGUGAUCGGGCAUUAAUUUGAUGCGAAGGAGUUCACUUGGGGCAGUUUGAUGAGUCCAGACCCGCCGGGGGUCUUGAACAUAUUGUUUUGUAGGUAUUGUUGUUGGGAGAACACGGCGUGCGCCGCGGCUUGGUGCGCGAACCUCGCCUGCGGAAUGUGCACGUGACUGUUGUACUGCAUCUGAGGGAACACCGGCGAACUGACGCGGCUGAAGUUCUGCGGAGACUGAAAGUUAUUGAAACUUGGCACUUGAUUGUCCACCGCCAUGGGCUCACCGCACACGGACUCUUCGCGCGACGGAGGCUGCGAGAAAAUGUUACGCUGGUUCACGCUCGACGUCUGGGAUUCGAACCCCGAACUCUGGCUCGACGAGCGGCUGCCGUCCAAGUUGAACAGCUGCCGCUCUCCGUCGGAGCCCCAAUAGCCGCCCGCCACCCAAGACGUGCUGUGCCCUAGUUUGCUGGGCGAUAUGAGAGGCCUGGCCCGAUUCAUUGCUGUGGGCGUUACAAAAGUUGGUGUCGGAUUGUAUUUUCUUAAUGAGAAGAUUGGAUUAAUUUUUCUUGCUUUUUUUUGACUACUUAUACACAAAGAACUGAUACUUUCAUCAAGAUCUGAAUCAGAGUCAUCUUUGUCAAACUUUUGAUAUUUAUUAAAAGAUGGUUUGGCAAAUACAGUCUCAGAAACUGAACUGGGGCUUUUGCUUACGAGAGAAUUGACACAGAAUGUCGAAUUAUGUUUAGGUUUAGUCCAAACACUAUCACUACGCGGCGUGAAGGUCCUGCCGUUCAAACUGUUACUUAGGGGACUGAUAGUGUCAUUUGAAGAGUCAGAAAAAUUACGUAAACCGAAUUUACUAAGAGAUACAUCAUCAUCAGUGUCAAAAGAAAAAGUAUCAUCUUCAUCAAUUGAAGUUUUUGAUCCGUUUACAAGGUUCUUCAUUCUUUUUGGAGUAGCAUAUAUUCUUGAUGUUUUGAGUGGUUUAUUUUUCAUACUCAUAUAUAUUAGUAAAACUAUUGAUGCACUAGCCAGCUGAAAAGAAAAAUAUAAAUCAUGGAACUGAGGUAUUUACGAAAUAUAAAUAAAAACAAAAGAAUAUGUUAUAAUGAUAUGCUCACCUUGAUAACACUUAUUAUCACAGGAUCUAUAGUGACUCCAUGUGACAUGGCACUUAUCACAAAUACUGACCACAGCAGGUCUAUAGCUAUUGUAUACUUCUGUUUGUUCACAUUCCAAACAUGUCCAAUAAUUUGUAUAAAACAUACAAAACCACCUAGUGCUUUCUGAGUCAACAACAUAAAACUGCUGAUGUCUUCACUAGUUAAAUUCAUUUUUGGCAGCUUAUCAAAUAAUACAUUUACGUCAACGAGGUAAUUUUCUAGUACUGGGAAUGUCAUAAGCAUCUUCAUUUUCACUAUAGACACAAUCCUCUCAAAUAGUCCAGUCACAAUCUGUUUCACAUUAGUCACAGAUUUUGGUAACUUUUUAUGAUUUUCUAUAUUUUUGUAUAAUUCUAUAGUAAUCAAUAAUAUCAAAACUGUAGCUAUUAAA